Molecule: messenger RNA, 1778 nt
Organism: Cololabis saira (Pacific saury)
Lineage: Eukaryota; Metazoa; Chordata; Actinopteri; Beloniformes; Belonidae
Product: leukocyte elastase inhibitor-like
Exons: 10
Coding region: 178-1326 (382 amino acids)
Biological process (GO): negative regulation of endopeptidase activity
Molecular function (GO): serine-type endopeptidase inhibitor activity
Source: RefSeq, a predicted model, not a curated record
CAGCAGAGUUCAGAGAAUACGGACGUUUACUGGAAAUGGAAUCGGUCCGUGCUUUCAUUAAAAACACCAAACAAGUGUUUUCAAAUCUGUACAUUUAUUAGUCUGCAUAACCAUUACAUGUGGGACCAGUGACGUGAUGCUGCCACCACCGUGCUUCUGCAUAGUGGGGAUGACACGAUGGCGUCCCCCACUCCUCUCACCAAGGCCAACGCCAUCUUCUCCCUGGAUUUGCUCAGAAAGCUGAGUGAGGACGACAACUCUGCAAACAUCUUCUUCUCUCCCUUCAGCAUCUCCUCAGCCCUGGCGAUGGUGAUGCUGGGAGCCAGAGGAAACACUGCAAUGCAAAUGUCAGAGUGCUUGAACACCCGGGAAUGUCAGGAUGAUGUCCACGCUCUGUUUAACCAACUGCUGAGUGGACUCAACAAGUCAGGGGGCUCGUUUGAGCUCAGUGUUGCCAACAGGCUGUAUGGAGAGCAGUCCUUCCAGUUUCUGCAGGAGUUCUUAACGGAAACCAGGAAACAUUACGACGCAGAGCUGGAGUCUGUGGACUUCAUAACCAGCCAUCAGGAAGCCAGGAUCAGAAUAAACAACUGGGUGGAGAAGCAGACACAAGGGAAAAUCAGGGAUGUGGUGGCUGAAGGUGUGUUGAACGAGAUGUCCAGACUGGUACUGGUCAACGCCAUCUACUUCAAAGGCACCUGGAAUGAACCAUUUCUGCCCUACAAGACGUAUGAUACUGACUUUAAACUCAACAAGAAUGAAAAAAAGAAAGUAAAGAUGAUGACGCAGGAAACUCACGUUCCCUUUGCUUUCAUCCCUGAAGUCAACUGCCAGAUCCUGGAGAUGCCUUACAAAGGGAAGGAGUUGAGCAUGCUGAUCUUCUUACCCAAAGAUAUAGAAGACGAUACAACGGGUCUGGAGAAGCUGGAGAAACAGCUGACCUAUGAGAAAUUCAUGGAGUGGACAGGUGAGCUGACUGUGACGCAGGUCAACGUGAGUUUGCCACGAUUCAAGCUGGAGGAGACGUAUGACCUGAACAGAGUCCUGACCAGCAUGGGCAUGGAGGACGCUUUUGAUGAGGGGAAGAGCGACCUCUCCGGUAUGUCUGGGAACAAGGAUCUGGUUCUGUCGAAAGUCACCCACAAGGCUUUUGUGGAGGUGAACGAGGAGGGAACGGAGGCUGCUGCUGCCACUUCUAGCUUUAUUACACUGAAGUGUGCCACAAUGAUGCCAUAUUUCUAUGCAGACCAGCCCUUCCUGUUCUUCAUCCGCCACAACGCCACCAUGAGCGUUCUCUUUGCUGGGCGCUUCUGCUGCCCGGUGUGAGUGAGUCAGAGUUAAAACAGCUCAACUGUAAAACCGAGACCUGUUUCUGCUUUAAAGACAAAGUUUACUCACAAUGAUACAUGCGAGACAUUUUUCUGCUCUCUGCAAACUAUUUGCACUUUAUAACCAUUUUGGUCAAUUCGUCUAUUCAUAACAUUGCUCCUGCAUGAAGUAAUCUAAUGAUGUCAUCCAAAGAUAAAACAUUAGUGAGAUCAUCAUGUUCCCCCUGAUUUUUCUUUUUAUAUUAUUAUUCUUUUCUCAGUUAAUGUGUUUUUCUUUAUUUGGUUAAUUAGAUUUUAUUUUUACAUUUUAACUAUGAUUUACAUUAUAAUCCUUGACUAUAAUCCUGUUAUAGUUUUCUUCACAUUUAUUUUUUCUUUUUCUUUUUACUCAUUUUAGAAAAUUGCACUAAAUUUGAAUAAAAAUUAUACAUCAGUGUUCGUUCGAAGAUA